Molecule: messenger RNA, 309 nt
Organism: Penicillium chermesinum
Lineage: Eukaryota; Fungi; Ascomycota; Eurotiomycetes; Eurotiales; Aspergillaceae
Exons: 1
Coding region: 1-309 (102 amino acids)
Source: RefSeq, a predicted model, not a curated record
AUGAGGGCGGACUCCUGGGUGGUCAGGAUUUUCACCACGAUCUGCAGCGUCAUGAAGUCUGGGGAGGAGAAGGCCGACUCCACCGAAGUCGAGUGCAUCCAACGUCCCAGUCGACAGAAGAGCGCUGUCAACCUGCUGCUUAUUCUGGCAUGUGUCGUCUUCGGUGCAGCCUCUUUCAUGUUUGGAUAUGAUGAUAAAGUCAUCUCACCCAUCAUUGCCCUGCCUGCCUUUGUGAGUCGCUUGAACAUCACACAGACAGAGCAUGGCCAAGCUGACCCAUUUUUCAGGUUGAAAAGUUCCAGGGAGUAG